CAUCAUUAUCAAGAAGAAUUUCUCCCACAACCAGAAGGGCCAUUGGAGCUGGAGUUACCCAUGGCAGCCUUCACGGGCCAUUCUGCAGAGCCAUGCUACACUCCACAACCGAUCCAAAUUAUGAGUUGAGGCUUCUCAUGGAGCAGUUUGCUCGAGACAGUGAGAGAUCAUUGUUGAGGAUGGAUCUUUGUACCCAGGCCUAUCGUGAAACAGAAGAGAUCCUCCUGAGCCUUAAGAAGAGCGUCGAUGAUCUUGAGCGAUCUUGUGUACAACCUGCUCCAGAUCACCCUUCUUCUACCAUACUAGAAGAGGAGGAGGAAGAAGAAGCCUACAAGGACAUUGUGGAGCACACUGAAGUUGUCACGGAGAGCUCCCGUGAUGAUCAUGAUCAGGAAUGUCCUGUCGUAGCCGACCACACCUUCUUACAUCCCAAACUGAGCUUUGAAGAGGCGGGCAUGAGUGAGGAGAUGCAAGAAGAUCUCAUGAAAGAAAUUUCUUGGCAACUUGCUCUCCAAUCCGUUCUAGAAGAAGAAGAGGGAGAAAAGGUGCAGAAAGAAGUUGUGGAGGAUGACGAAAGUGAAGAAGAAGGAGUUCUUGAUCAUUUACCAGGGGUGAUACCACAUGAAGAAGAAAGGGCGGUUGAAGAAGCAAUUGGCGUCCAGGCCGGGGACAAAGUUGAGGUGGAAGAGACUUGCACCGGCCAUGAGUUACAUGUGAUAUCUCCACCAAACUUUGAGGAACUGCUUAGCAAGGACCCAUUUGCAGUGUCUCUUUGCCAGACCAAGGCCACGUCGACAUCGGUCCCUCUUGGUGGACGCGAUGGUGGUCAAUCGAUGUUGUCAUAUCUGGUUUGGGGCAAUGAGACGAGAGAAGAGAAGAAGAGGUCUCGAGGGUGGAGACGUUAUAUGCAUCAAGUGCACGAGCUUCCAUCACCUGUCAUACCACAUGUUUGUGACUUGAGACUCCACCUCAUCGACGAGAACCUCAACUUCAAGGAGGUUCUGGGGUGGACCGAAACUAAGGAGCCAUCGUCCGGCUCACGACGUGAAAGAAGCGCUUGUUGGGAGGCAACCCAACCAGUCGGUUUGCAUUUCUUUCUCUAUUUCCCCUCGGUUGAGUCAGUUUUGUUCUUUGAUUUUAGAGUCAAUAACUCAAACUUUGUGAGAUUUUGUGUGGUGUUUGUGUUCCGACAACUCUCUCCUCCUGGAAUGCACCGCCUGCCCGUCCACCAUCAUUCACCCUUGAUCUGGUAACUUCGUUCUACCCUCCUUAUCUUUCAUCCAUCGAGGACAAUGUCGUGCUUAAGUGUGGGGGGAUAUUCGAUUAUGAUGUUCGAUUAUGUAUGCGGGUGAAUGUUUGGCUGUUUGUGUGCUUGGAGCCUAGUCCACUAUCCAAAUUUUUAAAUUUGAGGGGCUCCAAGUACGUGUUUCCUUGCAAAUUGCCUGUUCAGUAUGCUUUGAAUUGACAGUCUCUAUAGUAAGGUGCAACCUAGGGAGGUAGUGUAGCACUAUGGAGGAUGUUGAAGUAUAAGAUUUUUCCUAUCUAGCUCUCUGUUGUGCCAGUUGAUUUUGUGAAUUACUGGAGUUAAGACCGUUGAAUUCAUGUGGUAAUGGUGACUCUAUUUGGAUUGUGUUAUGGACUCGUGUAUCUAACAUGAUGCUCAUGUGAAAAAUGAAAAGUAGUUGGUCCU
This is a messenger RNA of Linum trigynum, 1690 nucleotides long. The record is from the annotation of a GenBank genome assembly. Lineage: Eukaryota; Viridiplantae; Streptophyta; Magnoliopsida; Malpighiales; Linaceae.